Striga asiatica is the source of this 3234-nucleotide messenger RNA. The record is from the annotation of a GenBank genome assembly. Lineage: Eukaryota; Viridiplantae; Streptophyta; Magnoliopsida; Lamiales; Orobanchaceae.
AUGAGCCAGUGGGCGCCAAAUGUUGCCUCCGCAGCCGGUCGCUGGUCAAAGUGCUUCGAUCACAAAAAUUUUACAUCACCGAGUAGUUCUCUCGACGUGGUUCUUCCCUUAAAUUUUCAGGCAACGGUUCCGACGGGAAGGCCUCCGAUCGCGGUCAACCGAAAUGAAUCUACAAAAAUUCUGGUCAGCCUGAAGCUUCAAAUCCAUUUUCUCGGUGCUUCACGGGCGACCCAUAGAAAUCCGAAGACACCAUUAGAAUCCUCUCGCCUAGGUGCUUUCUCAGCGACACUUUCGCCGGAAUGGCGAACUUUUUUGGCGAUCAUUGUUUUCGACGCGUUCUCGCGUUUAUGUGCCGAUUUCACAUCCAGCCACUUCCACCCCAACCGACUCUGGCCACCUUCAGCUUCAUCCAACGACUCACCUCAACUGACUCUGGCUAAUCUCAGUCCGACGGAUGCUCCGAAUUCCUGCCAAGGUUCUUCUCUUCAUAUCGAAGCUCUAGAAGCUGCUUAUUCACUUGUGGUGAACACGAAUUAUGUACUUAAAGGUGUUGGCAUCCGAGUUGCUCGACAUCAUCUUCUGCCGAUGGGCGGUCCGAACUUGAGAACCAACAGACAAGAACAGGCACGGAGUCCGAGCUCAGAAUCAAGGGAAGCACCUGAGCACGGGGCAAAAGGGAAGAAAUCCAAUUUCAAGUCACAACGGAAGGUCGACUUCGACACUCUCGAAGGACCACCCCCGAGACGCAUUCGAUUUCAAGAAAUAAUAAAAAAAGAUCACUUGCAACCUAAUGAUGGCCGAUGGGAUGUGCUCACCAACCCUACAGGCCUACGAUCUACGAAAAUACCCGAUGGAAACUUCCCUAUCGAAAAGCCAAGAAGGCCAGCCGCUGCUCAACCGAUCAUGACGGCACCCGCCGUGGACUUUACGACGAUGUUCCAAAACCCCGAGUUUCUAAAGGGGAUGGCGAAUCUCGUACCGCAAUCGUGCCAUCACCAUCCUACAAUUAAUCACAAAGUCGAGCUUCUACAGUAUACUCUAACACGAGGUUGUUUGGCUUGGUCUGUGGUUGUUGGUCUUGUUACUGGUGGGGAGGAGUUUGAUUUGUUUCAAGGGCUUUUUAGUAAAUGGGGUCCGUUUUCCGGUUUUUGGCAUUUUGGCCGUAAACCUCUGCAAAACCCCUCUCUACGAGUUGCCAUUUCCAUGUCCUCCGUAGCCGUGACAGGGUUUUUGUCUGCGAGCACAAGAUGUUGUUCUUCGCUGUCAGAGUUGAAGGAAGCAGCUGGUGUGGAGGAGACGGAUAGCAUGCCAGUGGGGCAAUUUCUGGAAAAGUCUUCAGAGAAGAAGCCAACGCUCGUUAGUCAAAAAGAGACAAAGUAUACAACAUUAGCUGAUCUAUUUAGGGUGCACCAAUGUGGUCUAACAGAAACCCUUAAAGAUUCUCAAUCUACGGAAGCACUGUCAGACAUGCUCUUGGAUUAUAAUGGCACAGGUAGAAAAACUGAUUUUGAGAGUUCAUCUCACCCAAAUGACCUCUUGCCAACUCAACCUACUAGUGUUACACAGAAUGGUAAAAGCAUGCAUUAUGAAGGCGGUCAAAAAUCCUCUUUAUCCAAUAAAGCUAAUAAAUUGCUCGAUUUCAAAGAGCGGUAUUCAAAAUCAGCUAAUAAUCAAGCAGCUGAUGUGACAGACAAGCUUAGGAGCCCGGAAUUUCUUUAUGAGCCUCAUCGGCUCUUAGGCGAGCCCCAACGUAAGCAAGACAGUGAAAAAGUUCCUGUCAUAAAGGAAUUGCUCGACUUUAUAAGAAGUCAUGAACCACCUAAAUCUACUAGUACUGGCUGUGACAAUGCGUGUGCCGCUAAAGAGAAGUCGUUAAACGGUAGUAAUUUGCACGUACCCGAUGACAAUGACCUAUUGGCCUCGGGGAAUUUUGUGGACGAAGCUUCUAAGAUUGAGGAUGAAGACAAAAGUAAUUCGGAGUUUGGACCCAAGAUAAAUAAGGAUCAAAGACGGUUGAAAGGGACAUUGCUUUCUAGAAAAAAAUCAGAGGAAAAUAGAGUGUUGGUAAGGUUCUUGCGUACUCACAUGACUAAAAAUCAGAUACUCAAACAUUUUCGUAGCUGGGGGACACUAGUGGAUGCCAAAUUUCAUGAUUCUGUCAUGUCUCAGUAUAUAUCUGCUGACAUUUGUUUCCAGACGAGAGAAGAGCUUACUGAAGCUCUGGAAAAAUUGGGAUCAAGUUUAAGAAGUUGGAUUAUUGUCGAGUCAGCUGAUUCAAGAGAGAGAUUGAAAGUCCCUAUACCUAGCUUGAUGGGUGACCUCAAUGUCCCAUCUGCAUUAAUAAAGAAACCCACAAGGACGAUAAAGAUAGAAAAUUUAACCAACGAAAUAAGUUCAUGUCAUAUUAAAGAAGCUCUGGCCUUCUGUGGGAGCAAUGUAUCUGGUUACGUUUUGGGCUUAACACCUACUGUUGCUUAUGUGGAAUUUGAGACAGAAACGGGCAAGGAAAGGGCUCUUGCUGAACGAUUCAUCAAUGUUUUGGGAAGGCAAUUGUUAAUGCAAAGAAUUGACAUCCCAAGAACAACAGCUGUUAGGAUUUCAAGCACGUUGGCCUUGCGGCAAGACACUCUCCAUUCAGUAUGUGAAUCUCUAGGAAUUGUCAGGUCGACUGUCCAGAGAAGUUUGAAUGGACUUGAAAUCGACGGCAUACGAGUGAGAGCUGAGCCUGCGCCAGUUUACCCGCAUGAUGUGCUAUUAGCGCUUUGGCAUCAGCCAGAGGGAAGAAAGCAUCUGAAAGCAACAAUGCAAGUUCUGUUGCGUAAAUUGAGAGAGGACACACUGGACACAUCUGAAUUAGCUUCCUUACAAGCCCUCUUUGUUGAUAAAGUUUGAUUUUGCAGGUAGAGUAGAAAAAUUAGAUGUCGUAGCUUUGGUUCAAUGCCAUAUUACGUGUCAAAUGAGGACCCACUCGUAUUAUGAGUACAGUCUUAAUGGGGAAAAGUUGAGUGUUAGUUUAGUUUUGGACUUUUGGUGAUGUAAAUGAGUGAUGCAUGCAAUGACUAGCAGUUUAGUUAAAGCUAUGGCUGAUUUUUUUAGCAUAACAGUCGCAUAAUGGCUCGGAUUUUACUAGGAAAGCACGUCUUCAAAUAGUUGUUUUCUGCAUGGCUAUGAAGUAAUGAUUAUGAGGCAACUUGAAACGUGUAUGAAAAAACUUAGACCCGCUUCACAGCCUGG